This is a messenger RNA of Rubroshorea leprosula, 1014 nucleotides long. The record is from the annotation of a GenBank genome assembly. Lineage: Eukaryota; Viridiplantae; Streptophyta; Magnoliopsida; Malvales; Dipterocarpaceae.
GAUUAUGUGAUAAAGAUGAUAAUGUGUAUUAAAAACAAAAACAAAAACAUAAAAAGAAAUGGCAAACUCAAAUGUUCUCUCUCUAACUUUUCACUCUCCUCAAGAAAAGGAUCAGCUUGAUCGAAGUGUGAAAAGGAUCAAAAAUGUUAAUCUAAUCGCUACUGCUCCAUCUAAAGAAGAGCAUAUGGUGGAAGCUGCAGCCAAUCCCCAGUCCUAUAGAGACAAACUGAUCUGCGAUGGCUCUUUCGAAACUCCCGAUAAGGACCUUUCUUUUGAUGCCAUUCUUGAAUAUCUUGAUGAAGACUCGAAUAUCGAUGAUGAUCCAAAUGACCCGACGCCGAUAAUCCUCUUCUCCAAAGAGGAAAAAAGACACAUGCGCGAACCAUGGAAAAAUGCUCUUAUUGUGAAAACCUUUGGCAAGUCAAUGGGUUAUAAUUUCCUUUACGGGAGUCUCAAAGCCCAAUGGAAACCAGCAGGUAAAUGGGAUUGCAUUGAUUUAGGAUAUGACUUUUUUCUUGUUCGUUUUCAGGUACACGAAGAUCUUAGUAAGGUCAUCAAUGGUGGCCCCUGGUUCGUUGGUACAAACUACCUCACUAUCAGACCAUGGGAACCGAAUUUUAAGCCUGAAAAUGCCACUUUCUCACACAUAGUGGUGUGGGCACAGUUGCCGGGCCUUUCAGCAGAAUACUAUGACACAAUCUCCUUGCAACAUAUUGGCAAUGAAAUCGGAACUCUUCUCCGUGUUGAUGCCCAUACAGCACACCAUACAUGUGGACAAUAUGCUCAUGUGUGUGUUAGAAUAGAUUUGAAUAAACCCCUUGUAAAGCUUCUUAGAUUGGGCAAAAUUCGUUAGAAAGUUGUUUAUGAGGGGAUUAGGGGACUCUGCUUUGUGUGGGGUCGAAUUGGCCAUCGCAAAGAGGUUUGUACCUUUCAGUAUAGGCCAUCUGCAACUGCUAGUGUCAUCAAUUUUGAUCUCCAAAACCAGGCAAACAUUAAUGAAGAUGCUGAAAUCAA